Messenger RNA from Closterium sp. NIES-67, 1370 nucleotides. The record is from the annotation of a GenBank genome assembly. NCBI's taxonomy places the organism in Eukaryota, Viridiplantae, Streptophyta, Zygnematophyceae, Desmidiales, Closteriaceae.
GCCAUAGAUCUUCCCUCCCCUUGUCGCCAUUGCUUCGUCUGACCUGAGAUUCUUCCCUCCCUUCCUGUUCCACCUUUACGUGCUGCUGGUGUCUGGAUACUGUACAGUACAUUAUUCUCGCCGACCUGUUCCGCCAUUGCUUUGGCCGCUGCAUCUCCGUUUCCGUAUCUCCAUAACUCGAUCUCUCACCAUAAGCGUAAAAAACAAAUAUUUUUAUCCUCGUAAACCGUUUUGCGCCGCACGAAUGGAGACGUCUAGGUGCACUGUACCAUUCGAGUCGCUUCACCGUCGCCUCGCAUCGCCCGCGAUCGCGCUCCUCUCCCUCCUCGCGCUCCUCGCGUUGAUCCGCGUCUCCUCGGCCUCCGACGUCCGCCCGUACCGCGUGCGCGCCCUGACCGACGCGUCGUUCGAGCACGACACGCAAGCGUCCUCUGGACAGACUACGGGGAGAUGGUUCGUUCUGUUCGCCACGUCAGACUGCCUCACGUCUGCUGACUCGGAGUCGCCGUGCCACCGCAUCCUCGCGUCGCUAAAGGAGGCUGCCUCCGCCGCAGACGGCAUGCCUGGCCGGCUGUUCAUCGCCGCGCAGGUGGAUUUGGACGCCAACCCGAAGCUGAAGAAGAGGUUCGGCAUCGGCUCCGAGCCUGUCCUCAAGCUCUUCCGCGACCGAGCCAUGUUCUCCUUCCCCCAGGCCGUUCUCCCCGGCUCGACCAGCAGCGCCCAGGAGCAGAGCAGCAGGCCGGGGGCGGGUGGGGGGGCAGAAAGCACAGGGGCAGAAGAAGAUGCAGAUGAGGAGUUUGAAGGGGGGAGGGAUACAGCAGCAGGAGGAGCAGGAGCAGGAGGAAAAGGAGAUCUGGCAGCGGUGUUGCGGCGGUUUGUGCAGGGAGCUUACAGGGAUGCGGGGGAGGAGAAGGUGCCCGGGGAGCCGUCAGCCUUGGAUGGCAUUGCAGACAAACUGGCUGGGGCGUUUGAGCAGUACCACGCGUUCAUGCGGUAUCUAUCCUACCACCCCGUGUGGCUGGCCUCGCUUGGUGGUCUGGUGGCUGUCACCUUUUAUGCGUUAACUCGCUGGAUGCUUGGGAUGGGGGUCGCUCCCCCCCGCCGCCCGCGCCGUGUUGUUCCCAGGGCUAGGAAGGCUGACUAGAAUGGUAGAGGUGGUGAGGAGGCUGUUUCUUUGCAGCUAUCUCUUCUCCAAGUGGGCAUCUCUCAGAGGCAGGAGGGCGGACCAGAGAAUUAGAGGAUUGUCUUAGGUUGACGUCUUGCUUUGAUUUUCUGCUUCAUUUUCCCUCCCCACCCUUCGCAACAAGUUCUUACCAGGGGUAGGUAGGCAUGCGACUAGAAUGGUAGAGACAAGGCUACAUUACUGGAGA